UGCCGGCUAGCUGUUGAUCCGAACGGUACUUCGGGAGUUUUUUCUCGCAGCCAAUGGGAGUGAGUUGUCGAGUGCGUUCGGUCGUUUAGAGUUGGUGAUUGAUUGGUGAAGUUAGGUGACCGAGUUCGAUCCUAAGACGCGCGGAGUUUGUGUUUUUUUUUUCUUGUGUCCCACCCCCCAGGAUUGGUGCAGACGUCUCGCUCGACGCAAUCCUUGUUGGGUGUGUGGGUGUGCGGGGAGUGGUGAUUUUCGACUCCUGGCGGGGAGAAUCCGCGAUUUUUCCGGGUGAACGAGUGGGCGAAGUCGGCCUUCAAGUGAAUGCGUUGGUGUGCUCGAGAGCGUUCCAGUUCCAAGGAAUUGCCGCGCGCCUUCCGUUACAAAGUUGUCGGAGGAAUUUUCCGAACAAUUUUCCAGCUGCCAGCUUCGGGUAAUUCAAACCUCGGAAAGAUUCCUACCUAGUAUAGGUACAAAGUAAUGCCAGUGGAUAGUGGAUCUUCCAGCCGAGCAUAGGCGUCGAGUGAAAAUCGUUUACAACUAACGGCCCAUAUGGUCGCCUGGCCACGCACCAGUCUCUCGGAAGGAUCAUCAAUCGAAGGCCUCCGCUGCAAGUGAAUGUUUAUUGGAUAUUUAGUUGUUGCUGGUGUACGGUUUAAUAGUUUUUUCUGUUGUUGUUGUUUUGCUUUUCGGUUUCUGUUUCACUUUUUAUGCUUAUGCUUCACGCUCCAGUAGUUUCUUUCGGGGAUCUGGAUACGGGCUGGGCUGGGUGAAGUCGAUCCGUACCGAAGAUGACGAGUCCGGCGACUAUUAAUAGGUCUUCGUGAUGGUGGCGAAUGAUGUAGUGUAGCGUAAACAAUUCCGUCCGAGUCUUGGAACGGUUUAGUUUAAAGCCGAAAAUCGAAGCAACUUCCUUGGUGGACGUUAGCACGCGUAAGCUCUUUGUAUCUCUCUCUCCCUAAGACGUUCGACGUUUCGUUCGUGGUGCUCGGUACAAGUGUGCCACCAAAUGGGCUAACUCAGCAUCGGUGCAUCGGCCCCCACAUUUAGUGUGUGUUACGGAUGGAUGAUCCUUUCGAUUCGAUAGUUCGUGAAAUAGCAACAAUAACAACAGCAACAACAAAGUUUCGUUUCAAGAAAACCCCUUUUGCAGCAGCACAAAACGCGAAGUGAAGUGACGGUUUAGUGGCAAUGGGCUCAUCAUAUUCGUGUACCCGUGAAGAGAACGGCUAUUCCGUCCGUGUGGAUUAAUAAAUUGCCGUUAUUGGUCAGUCAAUCUGCGGCCAAUAGUCGGUGGAGAAAUUUAGGUGCAAUUUGAUAUACAGUCCAGUUGCUGAAAAGCGCAAGUGAUUAUUGGGGGGAGGCUCGCGUUCAAUCGAUGUUCAAAUGGAUUUCUGCUGAUGGAUUAACGCGAAAAAACAGGCUGGAAAACGAGGAUUGUGUUAGGUACGGAGGAUUCGAUUAUAAUUCAGCUCAACUCCCGGCGCGAUCGGAGCCAAGACAAAGGUGCGUGACAAUCGGUUUCAGAAAUUAAUCCAUCACAAUCCUAGGGGGCUUUCGGCUUUUCGGUUCCCAUGAAUGCUAGUCUCGAAUGAGUGACAAAAGUGUCAAGAUCCCAUUACAAUCGAGAGAUAGAGACAGCGGAGAGUGAAGACACAUCAAAGGUGGAACCGGUUUCACCUAUUCUUCGGCUCCCUAGGAAAUUGAUUCAUCAGCAAAUCCCCCGCCCGGCCCGAGUGCUUCCGGUGACAGCCGAUUUGGGGGGAUCGAAGAUUAAGAGGAAAACGAAACCACAACUGUGGGUGACCCGACCUCAUACGAUUUUUUUGGUGCUCGGUUCGGAUGAUCAAUUGUGAAACGAUACGGGAAAAAAGGAAACCAAAUGUGAGCUUUUGUGAUUUCGUGUUAAUGUAUGUGUGUAUGUUUUGUGUAAUCUCUACGGGAGGUCUUCUUCGGUGUAAUAAGAAGCGAUUCCGGAAAACUCCCACGCUCCCCGACUUUCCAUGAAUGGUGCGCUCUAACAAUAGUAUUCACAUCUCGGUCUGGUAGGUGUUUUUUAAUUUUCUGGGAGUGAGAGCCGAAGGGAAACGAGAAAUCCAACAGCAGGUGUCAAUUACAAGCGUGUUGAACCCGUUGUUCGUUCAGGGUGGUGUCGGAAAAGUUUCGAGCCUCGAAAAAAAAAAACAACAACAACAAAGAGCUGCUCCAGAUUACACGACGAUUAUUCAGUAUUGUGAGAAGAGAAAAGUGCACCGAGAAAUUCGCGAUGGCGGCACUACUGAUUGCUUAGAGAUAAGAGUGCCACCACUAUACAGCUUUGUGGUUGCCCGUAUUUCACUUUCAAACUGCGGCUGACAUUCAAAGAAAACAUUUCCAUCAAUCAAGGUCCCGUACGCAUCGACUGGCAGCAAUCGCGAGUGCGUUUGUGCGCGCGCGCGCGCCUAACAUUUUCGCUCAAGGGUCUCGGUCCGUUUGGUCCCGUUUCUUCAACUGCAAAGUGGUCCAAAGGCCGUCAUUUAUUAUCAACCACGCACCACUUCCAGUAGUGGACGAGACCGUAGCGAGGAAAAACCGGUCCAGCUAUACAAUCAACCUAUCGAUCAAUCAAUCAAUCAAUCAGCCAACCAAUCAAUCAAUCGGAUCUUCUCCCGUCAGGGCAACGCGAAGACACGCCCUGGGCGGCGAACUCUCGGAGCAGCUCCAAAAGAGGGCAAAACGGUGGCCGGUGCCAAGAUCGACAGCUUCGUAGAGGAGGGCAGAGGAAGAAAAAAAGUUCAACAACUGUCAUGCGCCCUACCUAUCGUGGUGAUAAAUUUAGCAAAAAUUUUCUAUUCACUCCUCUGGAUCGGAUCACACGGCGAAGACGAUGCGGAUAAUGAUAAUGAUCAGUGAUUGCGAAAACGUCAUCGUCGGUGUCAGUUCGUCGCGGCGGGGCCACCUGGUUCCAAUGCUUGAUCUCGUCGGGAUCUUGUGACAAAGUUCUAUGGAAUCGAAAGCAGAAGAAGAAGUUUUGGCGGCUGCUUUAAAGUGAGCAACACACUUACUAGUGACGUUUCGGGUGUUUAGUUCUAUGUUUUUUCUGUCCUCUUUUCGUCCGAAGAGAUUAGUUUCGAUUCGUUUCGGCGGUGACCUUUGCUAGGACCGCCUGUGUAUUGUGUGGAAAAGUUCAGCGUUUUUACUAGGUUCCAGAAGCCAGGCGAUCCACGAUGUACUGCCUUUGUAGAUCAUCGAAGACGAUCGCGGUGCGGAUUGUGCUGCUGGAUGAGACGGAUUUUAUGCAUGAAUUACAGGACGAUCUUCCCGGUCAAGCCCUGCUGGAUGUAGUGUUUGCCCGAUUGAACCUGAUAGAAACCGCCUAUUUCGGAAUCCGUUACAUCGAUCAGGAUAACCAAACGCACUGGCUGGAUCCAGCAUCCCGAUUGUCCCGGCAGCUGAAGGGCAACAAAACUCCUUUCGACCUGUACUUCGGGGUGAAAUUCUACGCCUGUGAUCCCUGUAAGCUGGUCGAGGAAAUCACUAGGUACCAACUGUACCUGCAAGUCAAGCAGGACAUUCUGCAGGGUCGGCUUCCGGUAUCCUUCGAGCUGGCCGCCGAACUUGGCGCCUACGUAGUGCAAGCCGAGCUGGGAGACUACGAUGCCCGGAAGCAUCCGCCGGGAUAUGUGUCCGAAUUUCGGCUGCUGAACAAUCAAACCAAGGAAAUCGAAAGCCGCAUCCACGAGCUGCACAUCCAGCUGAAGGGAAUGGUCCCGUCGCAGGCCGAGUUCAACUAUCUGGAUAAGGUCAAGUGGCACGACAUGUACGGCGUUGAUCUGCAUCCAGUUUUGGGCGAGGACAGUGUCGAAUACUUCCUUGGGUUGACUCCGGGAGGAAUCGUAGUACUGCGGAACAAAACUACGGUCGCCCACUAUUACUGGCCCCGGAUAGCGAAGGUCUACUUCAAGGGCCGCUACUUUAUGCUGAGGGUGUGCGAUAAAAAUAACGAAAUCAGCACCUACGGUUUCGAGACACCAAAGAAGAGUGCCUGCAAGCAUCUGUGGAAGUGCUGCGUGGAGCAUCACUCGUUCUUCCGAUUGGUCCGGACAGCGCCGAUGCAAGCCAGUGCCGGUGCCACCGCUAGUCUGACGUCGUUGAGCUCGAAAUUUAGGUACAGUGGCCGCACCGAACGUCAACAGGUUAAGGAUGCCCUUAAUGCUCCACGAGCGCCACCUGCGUUCACCAGAACUCCGUCCCGGCGGCAGCCUCGGCGAAUUAUAGACGAGCAACCUUCGGACGAACGUGUCUUUGAAACGCCCAAAUACAUCCAGCAGGAGAUCAAAUCCGUAUCGAUACCUCAGCCAGCCCAAACAGGGUUCAGCUUUGAUAGCCCUUACCGUUCUACUUGCAGCAUACCGGCUGCCCUCACCAAUAGCAAAUCGCAUCCACCGGCUCCGGACUCCCCGAGGAGUACCCGAAGCGCCCCCUGGAUGCGAUCCCAACAGCGGGGUUUGUUCGGUAUCAAUUCCAGUCCGAAGUCAGUGCGAUCGGCAUCGACCCGGAUGAGUGCUCCGGUUCACCCGAACCGAAUGCGCUCCAGCUCGGUCGAAAGCCAUUCGUCCAACGAAUCGCGAUCGGGUGGAAGACGUCGAAGGCAUCGAAGCCGUCGUGUUUCCGACAACGAGAGCGAAAUGUCCCGAGGUUCCGGCCGAUCGGGGCGCUCCCACAACUCGCAUCGGAAACACCGACGGCAUCGUUCCAAGAAUCGACGGAACCGUUCCGAUACCGAGAGUCGAGACCGAAGCUACUCUAGCCAUCGACGCUCGACCGAAUCGUUAGAGCUGAUCGACUCCGAAGAGCAGUGGCUAGAAGUACAGCGCAAACAGAUCGAUAGCGUCCCGAAGGCGGCAGUCAUCAAGAGUAGUCAGGUGCUCAAAGGGUCUACUCCGGACUCGGGCAUAACGCAUCAUCACCGCAGUCGACGACAUCGGAAGCAUCGAUCACCGUCGGAGAAGAUUUGGUCCAGCGAGUUAACCAAACACCUGCAGUUCGACCUGGUCGAUACCACCGGCAUGACCGAGGACCAGCUGAAGGAAAUUCCCUACACGGUUGUAGAAACGAACCAUCACGCCACCAAGAAGGCCAGUGCGCUGAAGGUUCACAAAACUAGUCACCACGGUCCCCAGCGGAUCGACCGGAUACGAGAGUAUCCGAAGGAGAGCGUUACCGAUAAUAUGAGUGCCGUCAACGGAUCCAUACGGUCGGCUAGCACCAUCAGCUCCUCCAGGGACUACGAUCGGAACCAGGGAUUGAUAAGGAUGAUGUCGAGCAUGAGUAUGGGCGAUUUUAUCUCGCCAACAAGUUCCAGCUUGAGUCCGUUGGAUAACACCGGGAUCCGAGUUAGCCACGAACACACCGAUUCCGGCUUGGGAGCGGACCAGGACUAUGCAUAUUCCUCGGAAAGAUCCAGCGAUAGCGCCAAGUACGGUACCAACAAAUCAUCGGGAGCCUCGGUGAACUCAGCGCAUACCAAAUCCUCGUCGUCUAACAACAUGAAAACUCAUCAUCAUCCAGUGAGUAACGCUAAUACUAGUAAUAGUAUCAACAGCAACAACAACAUCAACAACCAAAAUAGCAACAGUAACGCUAUCCGGAAGCCUCCGCUGUGCCCCGGAAGACAGCAGAAGCCUUUCCCGGGUCCGAUCAUUCCCGGCGUUCAUAGCGCCGGAGGACCAAACAAUCGCCUAAUCAAUAACAGUAACACACACUUUCAGAACAAUCAUUACACAUUUAGUCUAACCCGGAACUGUGGCACCGGAAUCGGCCAUCAGGCCGUCCGGAAUGGCAUCAGUUCCAGUAGCACUGGUUUUGGGUUGAACUCAUACGGUUAUCUAGAUUCGUCUGCUACCCUCUCAUCCACCUCACCAUAUCAUUACUAUUACGAUGGUACUGGGUUCAGAAGUGCCGCCUUCCAACCUCCAACGCAAUCUGGGCUAGAGCAAGCCCGAUCCGUUCGCGGAACCAAAUCUGACAUUGGGGUUUCGAUCCGACCGAAGCAUCACCGCAACCACCAGCAACAAGCCAAUCAAUACGUCACCAAUGUACAUAACUUCCAUCGACUAGCAAAUGGUAGCGGUGGUGCCAAACGCAUUUUCGGUCAGGUUCCGUCCACCAAAACGGACUAUCUGGAGAACUACAAGACUGGCGUCGAGCGACUCAAGCAAAACAGACGACUCAGCAGCAACGAUCACAACUACAAUGAGCUGGAUGCUGCCGAAGUGUUCACCGGUUUGCUGAACGCUUCGGCAAGUGCCUUGAACAUUGUGAACAACAACUAUCAACCACCGCUGCCCAUAACUUCGCAGACAACGACAACGCCCCCGGAGGGUGAAGAACCCAACGGAAACCAUCAGCCCUGCAAGGGUCCCCUUUUGUAUCUGGACUCGAAUCAGAAUCAGCGAGAUAGUCCGGUUCAAGCUACCAAUGCUCCGGAAUCGGUGGUACCAACUUGCGGAUCACCGGCUAGUGUCCUUAGCGAUAGUGCCGCCAUUCUGCCGAAUGGCGGUAGGCAGCGUUACAUUUCCGGUACUGGCCCUGGGAAACCGGCGAGCUGUUCCAGUAGCAACCGGUCCAAUCACCCCCUGCCUCCGAUUCCUUCGGAAUUGGUCGGCGAUUUCAGGCGUAAAGAUUCCGCUUCGAAGGCUAGUGGUGCAGGUUCUUCGAAGGCGGGACUGCGAUCGUCCAGCCUGGAGCUGAUACUGACGCCAAUUAUUCAGAGCAGACGGGCGCCGUAAUUGUGGGCGAAAUGAGCACCGAACUUUGAGAGUGGGCCCGAAAAACUAAAGCUCGAAAAAUGCCGGAACCGGAAACCGAAACAGUCGAAGUUGAAGAAGCAGCCGGCGCGGGUGGUGGUCUUUGUUCCGGAGCAACUACAUAUUUUAUCUGGAAAAGCCCGGGCCGGCCGGCCGUGACCUGAAAAAGCAUCCCGAUGGAAAAUGAGUGAAAUUUUGUUUUUUCUUCUCUGCUUCAGGAAAAAAACAGCCCGGUUCAAGUGACCGGAAGUGAGGAAAAAUUCGAAAUGUUCAACAUUGUGCUAAUCAAACAUUGUACUAAAGCCUUUUUCGAGUGUGCUGUAAAUUUGUAACGAUAUAUUUUUUCAGCUAGACGUUUGAUGUUAUUCGGAUAUAAAGAAGCUUCGUUUGGUGUUUUUAUAGAUCGUUUUUGUAGGAUGCUACAUAUUUUGUUUUUAAUCGUAUUACUUUCAACGGAUUUUUGUUUUAAAUCUCGAUCCAAUAUCGCUGGGCAAUUUCGCUCUCUUUUGUGUAAGAAAAUGUGUAGUUCGACUGUUCACUGCUGCAAUUAUGUACCAAAUAAACUCUAAUUUUAGCAAGUUUUAAUAAGCGUGUAGAAGGAACUCCUCUUCUCGUUCUUGGUGUAGAGAUCUUAUUACUGCCGAAAAAGUUUGAGAUUAACCUAUCGCUCGGAUAUAACCGUACUAUAUUUGUAAGACCCCGAAACAAAAACACUCAAUUUUGACACUCAAUAGGACUGUUGUACUGUUUAUUAAAGAUAGAAAAAAAAACAUUAACAUAACGAUACUCUUUUUUAUAUGUAAUAUUCGACCCUUCAGUGUUUAACUGAGCUAGGAUUGUGACAACGUUUCUACAUUCUCUGUGUUGAUAAUAAAUUCUAUACUUUUAAUUUGUGAUCGUAAAAAUGCGUUAACAUAAGCAUCAAAACGUGACUAAUCAGAAAUCAAAUCAACGAAUCCGAAAAGAUUGGCAAACAAAAAAAAAAAACAAAUCAAAAUUUAAAGUUUGUAAAAAUCGCAAAAAAAUCGUAACGAGAGGGAAAAAACACAUACACAAGCUAGCUAUUGUUAAAGCCAGCAGCUUCGUGUAAAGUAAUUGGAACCGUUAAUGUUUUUUCACUCUCUCGAGUAAGUUAGGUUACAGAUUAAGCAAACCGGGAUCCAAAUCAAAAAACAAAUCCAGCAACCUCUAACGAACUGAAACUGAAAACUUACACAAACCUUUGUCGGAAACAAACUCAAACACACACAAAAAUCAAACGUAUUGGAAUAAACAUUUACAUUUAUUA
Messenger RNA from Uranotaenia lowii, 8070 nucleotides. Its product is annotated as band 4.1-like protein 4. Gene Ontology annotation, cellular component: cytoskeleton. The record is from RefSeq and is a predicted model, not a curated record. The coding region runs from base 3201 to 6764 and encodes 1187 amino acids. NCBI's taxonomy places the organism in Eukaryota, Metazoa, Arthropoda, Insecta, Diptera, Culicidae. The transcript has 15 exons.